Rattus rattus (black rat) is the source of this 1901-nucleotide messenger RNA. It is a transcript of the gene Frmd8, whose product is annotated as FERM domain containing 8. Gene Ontology annotation, cellular component: plasma membrane; cytoskeleton. The record is from RefSeq and is a predicted model, not a curated record. NCBI's taxonomy places the organism in Eukaryota, Metazoa, Chordata, Mammalia, Rodentia, Muridae. Gene Ontology annotation, biological process: negative regulation of canonical Wnt signaling pathway.
GCCUCGGGUUUGUGCUUCCUCCCGCGGCAGCGUCCCCGGCGCAACGCAAGCAAGUCGACCCUCAGCGGGACCUGAGACCCCGCCGGCGGGCGUAGUGGUGGGUCCAGAACUGGAGGCCUAGUCGGGUGGCAUUCUGGAGUGAGGCAGCGGACUCUGCGACCCUGGGAGAUGGAGGGGGCAGAAGGCAACGCGGGGCAGCCCGGCCCUGCGGAGCGUUCCCACCGAAGUAGCGUCUCCUCGGUGGGUGCCCGAGCAGCUGAUGUACUGGUGUACCUGGCUGAUGACACAGUAGUGCCCCUGGCCGUGGAGAACCUGUCCUCGAUCAGUGCCCAUGAGCUGCACCGUGCAGUCCGUGAAGUCCUGCAGCUCCCAGACAUGGCCCUGGAGGCCUUUGCACUCUGGCUUGUCUCCCCUCUGCUGGAGGUACAGUUGAAACCCAAGCACCAGCCCUACAAACUGGGCCGCCAGUGGCCAGAGCUCCUGCUGCGCUUCACCGACGCCUCGGACGAUGACAUAGCCAUGGAUGAGCCUUCCCUUCAGUUCCGAAGGAAUGUGUUUUUCCCAAAGCGCCGAGAGCUCCAGGUCCAUGAUGAGGAGGUCUUGCGGCUGCUCUAUGAGGAAGCCAAGGGCAAUGUGCUGACCGCUCGGUACCCUUGUGACUUGGAGGACUGUGAGGUGCUGGGUGGCCUCGUGUGCCGUGUGCAGCUUGGGCCCUACCAGCCUGGCCAGCCUGCUGCCUGUACGCUGAGAGAGAAGUUGGACUCCUUCCUCCCUGCCCACCUCUGCAAGCGAGGCCACGGCCUCUUUGCUGCCUCGGGCCGUGGAGCCAAGACUGGGCCAUGUGAGCAAGGCCUGCUGAAUGCCUACCGCCAGGUAAAGGAAAUGGCAGGCGGUGACAGUGAGCGUGAGACCACCUUGGGCUCCCACUAUCGCGCAUACCUCCUCAAGUGCCAUGAGCUGCCCUUCUACGGGUGUGCCUUCUUCCAUGGCGAGGUUGACAAGCCAGCCCAGGGCUUCUUGCAUCGGGGUGGGCGCAAACCAGUGACCGUGGCCAUCAGUUUGGAGGGUGUGCAUGUCAUCGACAACAGGGAGAAGCAUGUGCUGCUGGGUCUACGCUUUCAGGAGCUGUCAUGGGAUCACACUUCCCCUGAGGAGGAGGAGCCUGUCCUGUGGCUGGAGUUUGAUGGUGACAGUGAGGGCACCCCUGUCAACAAGCUACUGAGGAUCUACUCCAAGCAGGCUGAGCUGAUGAGUGUUCUCAUUGAGUAUUGCAUUGAGCUGAGCCAGGCCGCUGAGCCUGCUCUCCCCCAGGAGAGCGCAUCCGGCCCUCAGGAAGCUCCCAGCCCCUCUUCAGCUCCCACUCAGCGCCCCAAGCUGCGAAGGCAGGGUAGCGUGGUGUGUAGCCGGAUUCAGCAUCUCUCCACCAUCGACUACGUGGAAGACGGCAGCGGGAUCAAGCGGGUGAAGCCGAAGCGAACCACCUCCUUCUUCAGCCGACAGCUCUCCUCCAGCCACGGAAGCUACACCGUGGUACAGCCCAACGACGACAACCCAGAGCAGGGCUGAGAGGGGGCACAGCUGGCAGCAGGAGGACAUCUGGGUGCCGGGGACACGACCAGGCACAGUCCUAGGCAGGACCAAGCUACACUAGUCUCAGGCUGUGGGCCUGGGUGGGAGCUAGGCAGGGUCUGCUGGAGUUUCAGACCGUGGAAAGUGACACACAAACCUUCCCUGAGCCUGGCGUGGGCAGAGCCGCCCUGCAGCCCUUUCUACAGCCUGCCUCUUUCCUGAACUCCAGGCCCAGCAGCCCCUUCUGCUCCUCCCCAAGUGGACUGUGUCUCUCUGGAGGGACUGCUGGCAGUUCCGAUGUAGGUGACUGAAAUCAAGUUCAGUGCUUCUGU